Pristis pectinata (smalltooth sawfish) is the source of this 576-nucleotide messenger RNA. It is a transcript of the gene ndufa13, whose product is annotated as NADH:ubiquinone oxidoreductase subunit A13. The record is from RefSeq and is a predicted model, not a curated record. Lineage: Eukaryota; Metazoa; Chordata; Chondrichthyes; Rhinopristiformes; Pristidae.
GAGCUCGGCGGGAAGAUGGCGGCGGUGAAGGUGAAGCAGGACCUGCCGCCCGCCGGCGGUUGGCCGGUGGAUUACAAGCGGCACAUCCCCCGCAGGGGCCCGUCAGGUUACAGCAUGUUUGGGAUUGGAGUUGGGAUUUUACUCUUUGGCUACUGGAGGCUCUUCAAGUGGAACAGAGAACGACGACGCCUCCAAAUAGAAGACCUGGAAGCCCGCGUAGCAAUCCUGCCGUUGCUGCAUGCUGAACAAGAUAGGAGGUUUCUACGUUUAUUACGGGAGAACCUCGAGGAGGAGGCAAAAAUUAUGAAGGACGUUCCAGGCUGGAAGGUUGGUGAGAGUGUUUACCACUCCAAUCGCUGGUUCAGGCCCCCAGUGGAGGAAUUGUUUAACCUUCGGCCUCAGGAAGAGUACCUCCGUGAGAAGUACGGGUUCCAGUGGUAUGUGUGAGCACAGUGCAAAGCUGGCUGGACUUUAACGGGGAGAAAAGAGAAAAAAAAAUCAAUCUUUUGCCUGAAGAAGAUCCUCUCCAUAAAACCUCCGAGUGUGGUAUUGUUAAUAAAACUUGUGUAUAUUUGG